AUGAUGGUCCACUGCGCGGGGUGCGACAGGCCCAUCCUGGACCGGUUCCUGCUCAACGUGUUGGACCGAGCCUGGCACGCCAAGUGCGUCCAAUGCUGCGAGUGCCACUGUAACCUGACGGAGAAGUGCUUCUCGCGUGAUGGGAAGCUUUAUUGUAAAAUUGACUUUUUCAGGAGGUUUGGGACGAAGUGCGCGGGCUGCCUCCAAGGCAUCUCUCCCAGCGAUCUUGUGCGCAAGGCGCGCAGCAAGGUGUUCCAUCUCAACUGCUUCACGUGCAUGGUGUGCAACAAGCAGCUGUCCACGGGCGAGGAGCUCUAUGUCAUCGACGAAAAUAAGUUUGUGUGCAAAGAAGACUACCUAAGCUCAGGGGCUAUCAAGGAAGUCAAUUUGAAUUCAGUGUCAUCAUGCACAGACAGAAGUUUAUCGCCGGACCUCCAGGACCCGAUACAGGACGACACAAAAGAGACGGACAAUUCCAUGUCCUCAGAUAAGGACAUGAACAAUAACGAGAAUGAGGAGCAGAAUUCGGGCACGAAGCGGCGAGGCCCGCGGACCACCAUCAAAGCCAAGCAGCUGGAGACGCUGAAGGCUGCCUUCGUGGCCACGCCGAAACCCACACGACACAUUCGGGAACAGUUGGCCCAGGAGACGGGACUCAACAUGCGGGUUAUACAGGUAUGGUUCCAGAACCGUCGGUCUAAGGAGAGGAGGAUGAAGCAGCUGAGUGCUUUGGGGGCCCGGCGGCACGCCUUCUUCAGAGGGCCCCGGAGGAUGAGGCCCCUGGGAGGACGACUGGAGGACCCAGACAUACUGGGGCCUGGGGCCUAUGGAUACUACACAGAGUACCAGGGCGACUACUACGGAGGAGGGGGAAACUAUGACUUCUUCCCCCACGGCCCUCCCUCCUCUCAGGCUCAGUCUCCAGCAGAAUCCCCCUAUAUCCAUGGAGGUGCCAUGGAGGGCUCUGUGUCAGCCCACCACCCCUCUGAUGACCAGAGGUUCACAGACAUGAUCUCCCAUGCAGACACCCCCAGCCCCGAGCCCGGCCUGCCCAGCUCCCUGCAGCCCGUCCCUGGGGAGGUGUAUGGAGGAGGGCCCAGCCCACCCUUCUCCCUGGCUAGUAACUCUAGCUACAGCGCCCCCAUGUCCCACCCCGGACAGGAGAUGGGAGAGACCACCGUCUGGUAG
Molecule: messenger RNA, 1188 nt
Organism: Salvelinus namaycush (lake trout)
Lineage: Eukaryota; Metazoa; Chordata; Actinopteri; Salmoniformes; Salmonidae
Product: LIM/homeobox protein Lhx5
Exons: 5
Coding region: 1-1188 (395 amino acids)
Biological process (GO): regulation of transcription by RNA polymerase II; neuron differentiation
Cellular component (GO): nucleus
Molecular function (GO): DNA-binding transcription factor activity, RNA polymerase II-specific; RNA polymerase II transcription regulatory region sequence-specific DNA binding
Source: RefSeq, a predicted model, not a curated record